Messenger RNA from Plasmodium inui San Antonio 1, 693 nucleotides. RefSeq lists its product as hypothetical. The record is from RefSeq and is a predicted model, not a curated record. The transcript is spliced from 2 exons. Lineage: Eukaryota; Apicomplexa; Aconoidasida; Haemosporida; Plasmodiidae. Bases 1 to 693 code for a protein of 230 amino acids.
AUGGUCAACUCAAAGAAUAAUAACUCGGGAAAGAAGACUUUUGGCGUUUCUUUUGUUACCAGAUUUGCCAUAUUUUCUGUUUUCGUUGGGACCUUAAACACUUUUACUUUUAGUAACAAUGGCGAUUGCUCAAACAGGCAAGUUACCGUAGGAUCCAUGUCAAGCGCACAAUACAACAGAUGCUUAGCGGAAAAAGGAGAACCAUCAGCAUCUUUUGCGUACGGUAAAACAAGCAAAGAUGAAUCAAGUAAAAAGAAGAAACAUUCCAAAAAAAGCAGCAAAAAAAGUGAAUACCCAUCAGAAGACGAAGCACCCUGCCCUAACUUUGGCCAAGAAAUUAACGAAGAAGAAAUAGAGCACCUAGGAAACAUAUUUCAAGAAUUAUCAGAGAAGGUAAAUGUGGCAGAUUAUCUAAAACAACAUGAAGGACAGAUGGAGGAAUUUGCAAAGAAAUUUGAAGAAGGUGAUGAGGAAAGUCUCAAAAUGGAAGUCUGUAUAAAUUUAUUUGAAAAUUUGACAGAUUCUUUGAUAGAGGCAUAUGCUAAAGAUACAAGUGAGGAAAAGAAAAUGAAAAUGAAGAAAAAUGCCCAAAAAACUACUAACAAGUUGCUUAAGUACUGUUUGAAAGAGCAGAAAAAACAUAACAAAAAUAAGGAAAAGGAAAAGGAAAAGGAAAAACGGAGUAAAAAAUAA